GUCGGUACAUACCAGUGAUUCCACAACCCUUAAAAUUUUAUUGAAACCCCAGGGGGGAUGGUACGUUCCCAAUAAUAUCAACUAUCGAACUGUCCACAGUUAUAUAAUUUGUAUGUCGCAGCUAAGGUGUACGACAAGCAAACUUUGAUCACGAAGGGAGUUUAAAACCACUUUUUUUCAAAAGAAAAAAUGAAGUUUUACAUCGCCUUGCUGCUGUGCGGUUUCUCAGCUGCAUUGAAAAAGGAGAAUGAGAAAAUGCAACUUGUUGCUGAGUUCAAUGGAAGGAAAAUAAGAGGUUCUAUAUUGUUUACACAAGAAGACAUGGAAAAUGUUACCAUUUCUUUCAAAGACCUAACCAUUUCUCCAGGUUCAAAGAUUGCCAUACAUAAGUUUCCUAUGAAGUAUGUGGGCCUGCCAAAUGAAAGCUGUAGCACAAACAACAUCGGUGAUAUAUUUUAUCCUGAGAACUGUCCUGAAAAUAUAUCUAGAUGUUAUUUUGAUGAUUUGUCUAAAAAUCCUAAAGUCAUGGUUUCAGGAAAAAACAGUAUAUUUGGCCGAAGCAUAGCCAUACAUGACAAAAAUGACAAUAUUUUGGCAUGCUCAACAAUAAAGUCAAAAAAAUCUCAUUCAUUAUUUUUGGUUGGUGUUUUCCAAUCCACUUUAAAUGGAAUUGCUGGGACAAUUGUUUUGGGUCAACCAGCAAGUAACCCUGCUGCAGACACAAUGGUUGACAUUAACUUGCAACUUGUUGAUCCGAGAAGUGAACCUUUAACUGGACUGUCUUUUGGUGUUUACGUUAGUACUACCUCUAGUACAGUAGAAGGUUCCUGUAAAGGUCUAAAAAAUAUGUUCAACCCCUUUGGCAAAACAUCAUGUGAUCAAAGAAGACAUAGCACAUGUGCCAUAGGUGACUUGAGUGGAAAACUUGGCUACUUAGAUGUGCCAUUACCAGGAGGCAAGAACCAAUACCAAUUCUUUAUUGAUUCUAAUCUACCACUUUCUGGAGAGAACUCGGUUAUGGGUAACUCGCUUGUGAUAAUGCAGAAUGGCCAACUACUGAUUUGUGCCAAACUUCAACAAUUCCAGGAAAUGAUCACAGAAGUAACUUUAGGAGAAGCUGGGAUCGUAAGGUUCAAUCAGGGAUCAUUUUAUUCACCUCCAACGGUAAAUGUGAGCUUGGGUAAUGAGUAUGAUGACGAUCUGUUUAUGAACUUGCACCUACUCCUCCUGCAUGUGACAAAAGUAAACUGGGAGAUAAGAUCAUAUCUUUUCUAA
This is a messenger RNA of Xenia sp. Carnegie-2017, 1275 nucleotides long. RefSeq lists its product as uncharacterized. Gene Ontology annotation, biological process: superoxide metabolic process. The record is from RefSeq and is a predicted model, not a curated record. The coding region runs from base 190 to 1275 and encodes 361 amino acids. Lineage: Eukaryota; Metazoa; Cnidaria; Anthozoa; Malacalcyonacea; Xeniidae. The transcript has 2 exons. Gene Ontology annotation, molecular function: metal ion binding.